This is a messenger RNA of Cynara cardunculus var. scolymus (artichoke), 1329 nucleotides long. RefSeq names its product 1-aminocyclopropane-1-carboxylate synthase 7-like. The record is from RefSeq and is a predicted model, not a curated record. The transcript has 4 exons. Gene Ontology annotation, molecular function: transaminase activity; pyridoxal phosphate binding. Lineage: Eukaryota; Viridiplantae; Streptophyta; Magnoliopsida; Asterales; Asteraceae. Gene Ontology annotation, biological process: biosynthetic process; amino acid metabolic process. Bases 1 to 1329 code for a protein of 442 amino acids.
AUGGCAAUAGAGAUUGUACAACCAAGUGUGGGAUUAUCAAAGAUUGCGGUCUCAGAAACCCAUGGGGAAGACUCCCCAUAUUUUGCAGGAUGGAAGGCUUAUGAUGAAAACCCUUAUCAUGAAACACAAAAUCCUUCUGGUGUCAUUCAGAUGGGAUUAGCAGAAAAUCAAGUGUCUUUUGAUCUGCUUGAAGAAUAUUUGGAAGCAAAUCUUGAAGCAGCCAACUGGGGCCAAAAAGUUUCUGGCUUUAGAGAGAAUGCUUUGUUUCAAGAUUAUCAUGGGCUUCAAUCUUUCAGAAAGGCAAUGGCAAGUUUCAUGGAACAAGUGAGGGGAGGAAAAGCAAAAUUCAACCCUGAUCGAGUCGUAUUGACAGCGGGUGCAACCGCAGCUAACGAGCUUUUAACCUUCAUUUUGGCGGAUCCUGGCGACGCAUUGCUGGUCCCGACCCCUUACUAUCCAGGAUUUGACAGAGAUUUGAGGUGGAGAACUGGUGUACAAAUUGUUCCAAUCCACUGUGAAAGUGCAAACAAUUUUCAGAUUACUCCUGAAGCCCUAGAAGCUGCAUAUGAUCAUGCAAGAUCAAUGAACAUAAAAGUGAGGGGAGUCCUCAUCACAAACCCUUCGAACCCAUUGGGCGCCACGAUACAACGAAAGGUCCUCGAAGAGAUCCUAGACUUUGCAACCCGAAAGAACAUCCAUCUAGUUUCGGAUGAAAUCUACUCGGGUUCAGCUUUCGACGCAGAUGAAUUCGUAAGCAUCGCAGAAGUACUUGAAUCAAGAAACUAUAAAGACUCAGAAAGAUGCCACAUUGUUUACAGUCUUUCGAAAGAUCUCGGCCUCCCAGGGUUCCGAGUUGGAACCGUGUAUUCCUACAACCAUCAAGUCGUGACAACUGCAAGGAGAAUGUCGAGUUUCACCUUAAUUUCGUCACAAACACAGUUUCUGUUGGCAUCCAUGUUGUCGGAUAAAGAGUUCACACAGAAAUACAUAAAGAUCAACCGUGAAAGACUGAAGAAGCGAUACGAAAUGAUCAUCAACGGGCUGAAAGAGGCCGGUAUCGAGUGCUUACAAGGGAAUGCUGGCCUUUUCUGUUGGAUGAAUCUGAGUCCUUACUUGGAGGAUGCCACAGUCAAAAGCGAAUUAGCGAUCUGGAAAACGAUCAUGCACGAAGUGAGGCUGAACAUAUCGCCCGGAUCAUCCUGCCAUUGUUCCGAACCAGGGUGGUUUCGAGUGUGUUUCGCAAACAUGAGUGAAGAAACACUUGAAGUUGCUCUUUCAAGAAUCCAUGAAUUCAUCAAAAGAAGGAAGCAAGAUAGGCAAGUUUUGUGA